This is a messenger RNA of Peronospora matthiolae, 726 nucleotides long. NCBI's taxonomy places the organism in Eukaryota, Oomycota, Peronosporomycetes, Peronosporales, Peronosporaceae. The record is from the annotation of a GenBank genome assembly.
AUGGUACACCUUGUGGCUGUACCAGAGACAAUCACGGCAAGUGGCUGUGCUUGUGUCUUUAUUGACACCAUCUUCCGACUUCAUGGGUUGCCCCGUGAACUCGUAUCAGACAGAGAUCCACGAUUCACUGCUGAUUUCUGGCGUUCCGUGUUCAAAUCACUCGGAACGCGCUUGAAGAUGUCAACAUCUGAUCAUCCAGAGUCAGAUGGUCAGACGGAACGUGCCAACCGUGUCCUCGAAGAGAUACUUCGAGGAUACGUACACUCCUUUAAGAGUUGGAGUGAGUUUUUGCCGAUGGUAGAGUUUGCCAUCAACAACUCGGUGCAUGCGUCCACGACACAUACACCGUUUUACGUGAAUGGCUUGCGCCAUCCGCGUGUACCCACCUUACUAGAGUGUAACUCUGGUUUAAGGGGGGGAGGGACUCGCGCGAGCAAAAACCGAUUUGGUUCACGCUCAUCACGCUCUGACGAGGAAGUCAUUGCGUUUGAUGCCGAUAUCGAUAACAUCGAUAUCGAAGAAGAUGAUGCCAGUGAGAGUGCGGAAGCCCUCACUGAAGAAGAUGAUCCAAGUGAGAGUGCGGAGGCUCUCACUGAAGAAAAGGUUGAUGUUGCUGCAGUGCGCUCACAGCACACUGAAGCUAACGAGUCAUCAGAUGAGUUCAUACUGGCUCGUGAAACGGUAGUCCGUUUUGUGCAAGACUCCAUCGCCGAAGCGGUGACUUAG